Clarias gariepinus (North African catfish) is the source of this 1381-nucleotide messenger RNA. It is a transcript of the gene prr16, whose product is annotated as proline rich 16. NCBI's taxonomy places the organism in Eukaryota, Metazoa, Chordata, Actinopteri, Siluriformes, Clariidae. Gene Ontology annotation, biological process: positive regulation of cell size; positive regulation of translation. The coding region runs from base 65 to 940 and encodes 291 amino acids. The record is from RefSeq and is a predicted model, not a curated record. The transcript is spliced from 3 exons.
AAGUGCGCCUGUCGCCAUGAGACGAUAUAGCUGCAGUCCUUGAUUCGGAGUCGUUUUACAAAGAAUGUCAGGGACAACAAAUGCGGAAUCGGAGGGAGUCUCCAAAGUUCAAAUAAAAAGGCAGAUCAAGACAAUCGUGGAAGAUUUGGAGAACAUCUUGGGGGACUUGAAGGAUGUAGCGAAAGAACUCAAAGAGGUUGUUCAUGAGAUAGACUCCCUGACUUCAGAUCUCCAGUUAGAGGAGAUGACAAACAGCUCCAAGACUGACACAUUGAACAGCAGCUCAAGCAGUACCACAACCACUACCACUGCCUCCAGCAUUGAGAGAAUCAAGAUCUACCCUGAGGACGCCUUCCUCAGACCGCCGUCCAUGGCUUCUGGCAUGCUCACAGUACUGAAGAGGACCCAUCCUCCUCUCCCACCCCCUCGCCUAAUGCCAGCCCAAGUUGAGGACCACAGCAAGAGCCUGUCCUCAGGGAAUCAAGCCAAAGAGAACAGAGCACUCAUGCGCAAUGGCAUCUUCUCUACAAGGCCCGUUAAUAUACCCAGCAGAGAUUCUGUGUGUGUACCUAAAAGCUCGACAGAGAAAGGACUAACUCUGAUACCCCUUUUGCGGCACAAAAAAAGUCGAUGUCCUCAGGUGACAAGGGAACGGGUGAGAUUCAGUGAAAAGGUCCAGUACCAUGGCUACUGCCCGGACUGUGACCUCCAGUACGACGUUGAAAACACGGAUAUGCACUUACACAGUGAGCUUUUUGACAUGAAAUUAAGUCCCAUUCAUCAGUGCUCCUCCAUGGCCCAAGCCCAUGUUCUGAUGGAAAAUGGUGGCCUAAGCCUCAGUCACAGCUUUCCUCCUUCAACUCAGUCUUGUGUGCCUCAUCGUCCUAGUCCAAAACCACAGAAAACCAUACUACGCAAGUCUACCACAACAACUGUUUGAUGUAUAAAUCCCCUAAGGAGACAUUUAAUAAUCUUUUAUAUAUUUUAUUUCAUGUCAUGAGCACUUUCUCCUGCAAUAUAAAAUGGAUUACCUGAAGAUUAAAAAGGAAAGAGGCUGUGGUGAUGGCUUACUUCAUUUGAAAUCCAAAGAAAGUCCUUUAUGACUGAAGAAGAAACACAUUGACUGCCUGAUCACCUCAAUUUCAUGCUCAGUGAAGUCUCACUUCAGAAAGCUCUUAGAUCACUUCCAAAGACCCCAUCACAGACAGAGAAAAAAGUAUGACAAGCAAGACUAUUCACCUGAAUCAUCUACAAAUAGUUUAUGUCUAAUGGCCAAAGGGUAUAGAUAUUGCUUGAAUUUUAAAUGUUGUGGCAAUACAUUUGAUUCUGGUUCACAGGAUUGUUGAGAUUGUCACAAAAAUGAAGGGAAAGAGGAAGUCAC